AUGGUCGUCUUAGCAGCUUCGAUUUGCACCCGGGGGGGAAAAGCUGUCCUCUCCAGGCAGUUUCGCGAAAUGCAAAGGUCUAGAAUUGAAGCUCUUCUAGCAUCCUUUCCAAAGUUGGCUGAUUCUGGAACUCAACAUACGACGGUGGAGCAAGAUAAUGUGCGAUUUGUGUACCAGCCACUGGACGAAUUAUACAUGGUCCUCAUUACGAACAAGCAAUCCAACAUCUUACAAGAUAUCGAUUCCUUGCACCUAUUCGCGCAGGUGGUCACUAGCACAUGCAAAACCUUGGAUGAGAGAGAGAUUUUAAAGAAUGCAUACGAAUUGCUUAGUGCAUUUGACGAGAUCGUCACACUUGGAUAUAGGGAAAACCUUACAAUCAGCCAAAUCAAGACAUUCUUGGAGAUGGAGAGUCACGAAGAAAGGAUACAAGAAAUCAUCUCAAGAAAUAAAGAACUCGAGGCCACCGAAGAGCGCAAGCGCAAAGCAAAACAAUUGGAAAUGCAGCGCAAGGAGGUUUCAAGGAGUGGCAGAAGUGCUAUACCAAGUAGGCCACAGUAUCCCACAUACACACCACCUACGCAAUCCGCAAACACCGAAACCUAUGAUUCAUAUGAAGCUGCCAAAAACAAAACUUUCAAGGCUAGCGCACCGAAAGGCAAAGGAAUGCAACUGGGGAAGAAAUCGAAGACUACAGACAUGUUUGAAAGAGUUCGUGGAGAUAUGGGUGCUGAAGUAGAAGAAACUGUCUCAUCACCACUUAUUCCAAAUCAUCCUACACCAGCUGCUGCCGAACAACCCCCUCACACUCCCUCCGCAAUGGACCGUGAUGCUAUCCACGUUACUAUCUCGGAGUCGAUCAAUGCCAAAUUAUCCCGAGAUGGAUCACUCAAUUCCUUGGAAGUUAAGGGUGAUUUGAACUUGAGAAUCUCAGACCCUACACUCACCAAGGUCAAGUUAGAUAUCGUUGCCAACCAGAGUCAUGGAGUGCAAUUCCGCACACAUCCAAAUGUUGAUAAGGGAGCGUUCAAUGGAUCUAAAGCCAUCCAGAUGAGCAAUGUUUCAAAGGGCUUCCCUGUCAAUAAUUCGGUUGGAGUCCUAAGAUGGAGAGCUCAACCAAAGACAGAUGACACCAGUGCAUUACCAAUUCAAUUCACUGUAUGGGUUGUUGGUGGACAAGGUGAUCCUCUCAAUAUUACUGUAGAAUAUGAACUUACAGGAGAGGAUCCUCUUCAGGAUGUUACCGUUACUAUUCCAUACGCCUCGAGCGAGCCCGCAGUAUCUAGCUUCGACGCAACGUAUGAAGUCUCUGGAGAUAGCCUUGAAUGGACGAUUGGAUCUGUGGGUUCCUCUAAUGGGACUGGCUCUUUUGAAUUCGAAGUCCAGGAUGGGGAUGAGAAUGAUUUCUUUCCAAUGCAAAUUAAAUUUGCUAAAACAAAACCUUUUAUUGAUGUUGAUGUUACCGAUGUCACAUUACUAGAACUGAACGAGGCCGUAGAUUUCUCGAAGGAUAUUAAGUCCGUCGCUGAUUCUUAUCUGGUGGAGUGA
Molecule: messenger RNA, 1548 nt
Organism: Botrytis porri
Lineage: Eukaryota; Fungi; Ascomycota; Leotiomycetes; Helotiales; Sclerotiniaceae
Exons: 5
Coding region: 1-1548 (515 amino acids)
Biological process (GO): retrograde vesicle-mediated transport, Golgi to endoplasmic reticulum; endoplasmic reticulum to Golgi vesicle-mediated transport; Golgi localization
Cellular component (GO): cytosol; COPI vesicle coat
Source: RefSeq, a predicted model, not a curated record